Molecule: messenger RNA, 306 nt
Organism: Nilaparvata lugens (brown planthopper)
Lineage: Eukaryota; Metazoa; Arthropoda; Insecta; Hemiptera; Delphacidae
Product: Down syndrome cell adhesion molecule-like protein Dscam2
Exons: 2
Molecular function (GO): protein binding
Source: RefSeq, a predicted model, not a curated record
GAAGGUACACACAAGAAAAUAUUGAGUUCGACGGCAGAAUCACAUGAGACGAUUCGGCUGCAAGAGGAAGCCACUUAUCAGUUCUGGGUGACCGCUUCGACCAGCGUAGGCGAGGGAGAGAGCACACAAGUAGUCACAAUCACACCUACCAACAAAGUUCCGGCCAGGAUAACAUCAUUUAGCCAGCGAAUUCUUACACCAUGGAAGAGGAACAUCAGUCUUUUGUGUAGAAAAGUGGGAUCGCCAACUCCAAAUUUGGUCUGGAAACUCCACAACAAAACUAUCCAAUCUAACGGAAGGCAUGAG